This is a messenger RNA of Jaminaea rosea, 1488 nucleotides long. RefSeq names its product catalase. Gene Ontology annotation, molecular function: heme binding; catalase activity. Lineage: Eukaryota; Fungi; Basidiomycota; Exobasidiomycetes; Microstromatales. The record is from RefSeq and is a predicted model, not a curated record. Gene Ontology annotation, cellular component: peroxisome; cytoplasm; mitochondrion. The transcript is spliced from 3 exons. Gene Ontology annotation, biological process: response to hydrogen peroxide; hydrogen peroxide catabolic process. Bases 1 to 1488 code for a protein of 495 amino acids.
AUGGCCCACAAGGGCGUCCCCGAGCCCGUUCAGUACACCACCUCGAACGGCGCCCCCUACAACCAGCCCUACGAGGCGCAGCGCAUCGCCAGUUAUGCCAACAAGCAGAUCGGCUCCAACCUGCUCCUCCAGGACUUCCACCUCAUCGACCUCCUCGCUCACUUCGACCGCGAGCGUAUCCCUGAGCGUGUCGUCCACGCCAAGGGCGGAGGAGCACACGGCUUUUUCGAGGCCACCCACGACGUCAGCGACAUCUGCAUGGCCGACUUCUUCAAGCAGGGCACCAAGUCGCCCGUCACUGUCCGCUUCUCUACCGUAGGCGGCGAGUCCGGAUCGGCAGACACUGCCCGCGAUCCUCGAGGCUUCUCAAUCAAGAUCAGGACGACGCAGGGCAACUGCGACUGGGUCUUCAACAACACUCCCGUCUUCUUCCUUCGCGACCCGGCCAAGUUCCCUCACUUCAUUCACACCCAGAAAAGAGAUCCCCAGACACAUCUGAAGGACAACGUGCAGUUUUGGGAUUAUUUAUCUUCCAACCCAGAGUCUAUUCAUCAGGUCAUGAUCCUCUUCGGCGACCGCGGUAUCCCUCGAGGCCACGCUUACCAGCAUGGCUACUCGGGCCACACCUUCAAGUUCGUCAACGACAAGGGGGAGUGGCAGUACGCUCAGAUCCACGUCCGCUCCGACCAGGGCGUCAAGUACUACACUCAGGAGGAGGGCGUCAGGCUCGCUGGUGAGAACCCCGACAUCUGCAACCAGGAGCUCUUCGAGCAGAUCGAGAAGGGCCAGUACCCCUCGUGGACCGUCUCCGUCCAGACCAUGACGCAGCAGCAGGCCGAGGAGUUUGAGCACUCUGUUGGAGAUUUGACGAAAGUGUGGCCCCAUCAUAGAUUCCCUCUUCGCCCCGUUGGCAAGCUCGUGCUCAACAAGAACCCCAGCAACUACUUUGCUGAGAUCGAGCAGGCUGCUUUUUCGCCCUCGCACCUUGUGCCCGGCAUCGAGCCCUCUGCCGAUCCCGUCCUGCAGAGCCGUCUCUUCUCCUACCCUGACACCCACCGUCACCGCCUGGGCGUUAACUACCAGCAGAUUCCGGUCAACGCCCCUCUGGUCCCCGUAGCCAACUUCCAGCGUGAUGGCUUCAUGACCGUCAACGGCAACCAGGGCUCGCGUCCUAACUACAUGUCUUCGAUUCAGCCCCUCACCUACAAGGCGCCUAGCACCGUCUCUGCCUCGCAUGAGAAGCUUGUCGCCAGCCAGAUCGAGAACUUCCUUUCCAAGUUCGACGAGGACCUCGACACGCGUCAGCCUCGCGCUCUUUGGGAGAAGGUCCUCGACGAAGGUGCUCGCGAGCGUCUGGUCAAGAACAUCUCGGGUCACCUCGGCGGCUGCCAGGACAAGGAGAUCAUCAAACGCCAGCUCGCCAUCUUCAAGGCUGUGCACCCGGACUUCUACGCUGGUGUCUCCAAGGGCGUAGGUGUCACGAUCUAA